This is a messenger RNA of Zingiber officinale, 1627 nucleotides long. RefSeq names its product alkane hydroxylase MAH1-like. The record is from RefSeq and is a predicted model, not a curated record. The transcript has a single exon. NCBI's taxonomy places the organism in Eukaryota, Viridiplantae, Streptophyta, Magnoliopsida, Zingiberales, Zingiberaceae. Bases 28 to 1584 code for a protein of 518 amino acids. Gene Ontology annotation, molecular function: heme binding; monooxygenase activity; oxidoreductase activity, acting on paired donors, with incorporation or reduction of molecular oxygen.
UCCACAGCCACAGUUUGAAUUCUAUCAAUGGCGCUGGAGUCAUGGCCGCUCGGUGUCCUAUUUGGCCUUCUGCGGGACUACCCUGAAAUCAUCGUGGCACUGGCCUACUCCUUCUGCUUGUUCUACGUCAACCGCCGCCGUCCCUCUGCCUUGCCCAUAAACUGGCCGUUCAUCGGCAUGCUUCCGGCGAUGGUCAUCAACUUCUCCCGUAUUCACGAUUACCUCUCAUACCUUUUCAGCCGCAUCAGCUGCACCGAGAUAUUCCGUGGCCCCUGGUUCCUCGGCGCCGACCUGUUGCUGACCUGCGACCCCGAGAACGUCCACCACAUCCUCAACGCCAACUUCGAUAACUACCCCAAGGGCGACCAGUUCCGCGAGGUCUUCGACAUCCUGGGCCACGCCCUAUUAAGCGUAGACGGCGACUCCUGGAGGUUCCAGCGCAAGAUCGCCAACGCCAUCAUCGGCGACCGUGGUUUCCGUACCUUCGUCGUCGGCGCCACCAGGGAGAAGGCAGAGAAGGUGUUAGUCCCACUUCUCCUCUACAAGUGCGAGCGCGAUGAGGUAGUAGAGCUCCAGGAAAUGUUCACUAGGUUUUCCUUCGACGUCACUUGCAACAUGGUCUUCGGGGACGACCCCGGCAGCCUCUCGCUACAAUUUCCGGCCAUCCCCUUCUCCUCGGCUAUUGACGAUGCGUGGGAGGCGCUGUUCUUCCGUCACACCGUGCCGAAGAGCUGGUGGAAGGUGAUGAAGUGGCUCGACGUCGGCACCGAGAAGAAAAUGACCAAUGCCCGGAAGGUCAUCGAUCAGAACAUAAGACAAAUAAUAUUGCAAAAGAGGGAGGAAAUGAAAGCAAAGAUUCCAAAGGCCGAUCUUCUUGCGUCCUACAUGGAGGUGGUAGAGGAGAUCAAGGACAAAGUGGAAGACACCGAAAAGUUUUUGCGCGACAACGUGCUAUUCUUGAUGAUCGCAGGGAGAGACGCCUUCUCCAUCAGUCUCUCUUGGUUCUUUUUCCUGCUCCACAACAACCCGAAGGUGCAGACAAAGAUCCUGAAGGAGCUGAGAAGGUGUCGGUCGACCGAGAACACCUCGACUACCUUCAGCUCGGAUGAGCUGAGUAGGAUGGUGUACCUGCACGGGGCGGUGUGCGAGACUCUGCGCAUCUUCCCCCCGGUGCCGUUCGAAGAGAAGACGGCGCUGAAGGACGACGUGUUGCCGAGCGGCUCGAGGGUGGCGGCGGGGCAGAAGAUAGUGGUGAGCAUGUAUGCGAUGGGGCGGAUGGAGGCGGUGUGGGGGAAGGACUGCAUGGAGUUCAAGCCGGAGAGGUGGAUAACGGCGGAGGGGAGGGUGCGGCAUGUGCCGGCGCACAAGUUCAUGGCCUUCAACUGCGGGCCGAGGACUUGUAUAGGGAAGGACGUGGGGCUGAUGCAGAUCAAAACGGUGGUCGCCGCCGUGCUGUGGAACUUCGAGGUGCAAGUGGUGGACAGCGCCAGAGUGGAGCCCAAGAGCUCGGCUAUGCUUCGGAUGAAGAAUGGUAUUACGGCCAUCAUCAAGAAAAGAAUACAUCCAAUAUAUAAAAAUGCAUAAUUAUUAAAUGGAAUCACGGCCAUAAUAAAGUCAUUAUUAUAAA